UUUGUGCAGUAUCAUUGCAGACGAGUGGACUAACCGGUGAUCACUAGGGGCAUAUUUGGCAAUUAUAUUUUGUCCACGAGAGGAUGACGGAGAAGGGGUUAGUUAGGCAGCAGGUUGUUGCAAGUUUCAUCUGCGGAGAUACCAAAGCGCGCUUAAUAUACGCGCGCGCUCUCUUUCGUCGCAUUGUUUUCCUACUUCAUUUGCGUCCCCUUCAUUCUGCAUUUCGCAGGGAAAAUCUCCAUCCUCCCAACUUAUCCAGAAAAAGGGAAAAGAAAAGAGAAGAGAAGAAGAGAAAAUGUUUGCAAUUCGGUGCAUUAAUCGGCCCUACCUGCGAGCAUCAGUGUUUCUGCAUUCCCCGUAUUCUUCAGCUGCAGCUGUACAUGCCGAGAGAACCAUCCGAGAAGGUCCUAGAAACGACUGGUCCAGAGAAGAGAUCAAGUCCGUCUACGACUCUCCACUUCUCGAUCUUCUCUUCCAUGGGGCUCAAGUUCAUAGGCAUGCUCAUAACUUCAGGGAAGUUCAGCAAUGUACUCUCCUUUCUGUUAAAACUGGUGGAUGUAGCGAGGAUUGUUCAUAUUGUCCUCAGUCCUCCAGGUAUGACACUGGACUGAAGGCCCAAAAGCUUAUGAACAAGGAGGCUGUUCUGCUGGCAGCAAAAAAGGCAAAGGAGGCUGGUAGCACACGUUUCUGCAUGGGUGCAGCAUGGAGAGACACGGUAGGAAGAAAAACCAACUUCAAGCAGAUCCUUGAAUAUGUGAGAGAAAUAAGGGAUAUGGGGAUGGAGGUGUGCUGCACCUUGGGCAUGUUAGAGAAGCAGCAGGCUGUAGAACUGAAGGAGGCAGGCCUGACGGCAUAUAACCAUAAUCUUGAUACUUCAAGAGAGUAUUAUCCAACUAUAAUAACCACAAGAACUUAUGAUGAACGUAUCGAAACCCUUAAAUUUGUUCGUGAGGCUGGAAUUAAUGUCUGUUCAGGGGGGAUUAUAGGGCUUGGAGAAGCAGAAGAGGAUCGAGUUGGUUUGUUGCAUACAUUGUCUACACUCCCUACACACCCUGAGAGUGUUCCCAUCAAUGCCCUGCUUGCUGUAAAAGGCACACCCCUUCAAGAUCAAAAGCCAGUUGGAAUAUGGGAGAUGAUUAGGAUGAUCGCCACUGCCCGCAUUAUUAUGCCAAAAGCAAUGGUCAGGUUAUCGGCUGGCAGAGUUCGUUUUUCCAUGCCUGAGCAAGCAUUAUGCUUUCUUGCUGGUGCAAACUCUAUCUUCACCGGUGAGAAGCUGUUGACAACUCCCAACAAUGAUUUUGACACAGAUCAACUCAUGUUCAAGGUGCUUGGACUAAUUCCCAAAGCUCCCAGUUUUUCGGAUGAUGGAGUGAAGGCUUCUGAAGCAGAACCUUGGGAGGAAGCUCUUUCCAGUUCUGGUUGAUAUUUUAGUUAUUCUCAAGGAUUGCUUUUUUGUCAUUUUUCUCUGCCCAGGCAGCUACCCUUUUCUCUCUAUUCAGUUUAUUCAUAUGUAUUAGUUUUAAUAUGCCUCAAUUCUUGUGUCUCUCUCUUUCAGUCUCCCUUUCGUGCACACAACACACUGGGGGUGCGAUUAUGGGGAGUGUCUUGUUGCAGAACUAAAAGGAAUAGGUAAUAUAUUAGGCUUCCCUUUA
This is a messenger RNA of Malania oleifera, 1652 nucleotides long. RefSeq names its product biotin synthase, mitochondrial. The transcript has 6 exons. The record is from RefSeq and is a predicted model, not a curated record. Bases 296 to 1423 code for a protein of 375 amino acids. Gene Ontology annotation, biological process: biotin biosynthetic process. Gene Ontology annotation, cellular component: mitochondrion. Gene Ontology annotation, molecular function: 2 iron, 2 sulfur cluster binding; biotin synthase activity. NCBI's taxonomy places the organism in Eukaryota, Viridiplantae, Streptophyta, Magnoliopsida, Santalales, Ximeniaceae.